Molecule: messenger RNA, 5205 nt
Organism: Xyrauchen texanus (razorback sucker)
Lineage: Eukaryota; Metazoa; Chordata; Actinopteri; Cypriniformes; Catostomidae
Product: cAMP-specific 3',5'-cyclic phosphodiesterase 4B-like
Exons: 15
Coding region: 200-2344 (714 amino acids)
Biological process (GO): signal transduction
Cellular component (GO): perinuclear region of cytoplasm; cytosol; nucleus
Molecular function (GO): transmembrane transporter binding; 3',5'-cyclic-AMP phosphodiesterase activity
Source: RefSeq, a predicted model, not a curated record
AGCUGACAGAGAGAGAGAGAGAGAGAGAGAGAGAGAGAGAGAAUAGAACAGUUCAAGCGUGCAGAUAUUCCUGUCUGACUCACCAAACAUCAGCCUGCAUGGCAUAACCUCAAUCUGACUGAGAGCAUAGGAGGGAAUAGUUACUAGUUGUGUGAGUCAGAGAGGACGAAAUAGGGCCGUUUGGACCAGCAGCAUCAUCAUGUCAUCCAAUGAGCUGAGUGCUCCUGAAUUGGACCCUUGCAUUCGCACCUUCAAGGAACACAUGCAUUUGGAACUGGAGCCACCGAGACUAGGUACUGGCAACAAGCUCAUGACCUCCCCCAAAAUAUCUCCUCGUAGCUCCCCGCGCCUCUUCCGCAAGCUCAUGGUCAACAAGGGCAGCCGCCACAGACGGCGAUUCACUGUUGCGCACACCUGUUUUGAUGUGGAAAAUGGCCCGUCUGCAAGCUGUAGUCCUUUGGACACCCAGGCCUCCCCAGGUUCUGGUCUGGUUCUGCACACAAACUUCCCUGGCCACAACCAGCGGCGAGAGUCCUUCCUCUACCGCUCGGACAGUGACUAUGACCUCUCACCCAAGUCAAUGUCUCGCAAUUCAUCUAUCGCCUCCGAACUGCAUGGGGAUGACCUGAUAGUUACGCCUUUUGCUCAGGUUCUUGCAAGCCUUCGAAGUGUCAGAAACAAUUUUACUGUCUUGACCAAUGUUCAGUGCGCAUCUAACAAGAGGUCCCCUGUGUCUAACCAACCCCCCAUCACCAGAAUGUGCCUACCUGACGAGUCCUACCAGAAGCUGGCCGUGGAAACCAUGGAGGAGCUGGACUGGUGUUUGGAUCAGCUGGAAACCAUCCAGACGUACCGCUCCGUCAGCGACAUGGCCUCCAACAAGUUCAAGAGAAUGUUGAACAGGGAGCUGACGCACCUCUCUGAGAUGAGUAGAUCUGGCAACCAGGUGUCGGAGUUCAUCUCCAACACCUUCCUAGAAAAACAGAAUGAGAUGGAGAUUCCCUCGCCUACACCAAAAGCCCGGGAGAAAAAGAAAAAGCAGUUGAUGACUCAGAUCAGUGGUGUAAAGAAGGUCUCCCACGGGCCUAGCCUCAACUGCGGCAUUGCUCGAUUUGGCGUCAAAACUGACAAAGAGGAUCUACUGUCAAAGGAAUUAGAAGACCUGAACAAAUGGGGCCUGAACAUCUUUACUGUUUCAGAGUAUUCAAACAAUCGGCCUCUCACCUGCAUUAUGUACGCAAUUUUCCAGGAACGAGACUUGCUUAAGACAUUUAAAAUACCGGCUGAUACAUUUGUAAUGUAUAUGAUGACCCUGGAGGAUCACUACCACCAAGAUGUGUCCUAUCACAACAGUCUUCAUGCUGCUGAUGUAGCCCAGUCAACUCACAUUCUGCUGUCCACACCUGCAUUAGAUGCUGUCUUCACUGAUCUUGAGAUCCUGGCUGCCAUUUUUGCUGCAGCCAUCCAUGAUGUGGACCAUCCAGGUGUUUCAAACCAGUUUCUCAUCAAUACAAAUUCCGAGCUAGCACUCAUGUAUAAUGAUGAGUCGGUUUUGGAGAACCACCACUUAGCCGUGGGUUUCAAACUUCUCCAGGAGGAGAACUGUGACAUCUUCCAGAACCUCACCAAGAAACAGAGGCAAUCCCUCCGAAAAAUGGUCAUUGACAUGGUACUGGCCACAGACAUGUCUAAGCACAUGAGCUUAUUGGCUGAUCUGAAGACAAUGGUAGAGACAAAGAAAGUGACCAGCUCAGGAGUGCUGCUUUUGGACAAUUACACAGAUAGGAUACAGGUUCUGAGGAAUAUGGUUCACUGUGCCGACCUGAGCAAUCCCACCAAGUCUCUAGAACUGUACCGCCAAUGGACUGACCGUAUCAUGGAUGAGUUCUUUCACCAGGGCGACAGAGAGAGGGAACGUGGCAUGGAGAUCAGUCCCAUGUGCGAUAAACACACGGCUUCAGUUGAGAAAUCACAGGUGGGAUUUAUUGACUACAUCGUUCACCCGCUGUGGGAAACCUGGGCUGACUUGGUGCAUCCGGAUGCCCAGGAUAUCCUGGACACACUGGAGGAUAAUCGGAACUGGUACCAGAGCAUGAUUCCUCAGAGCCCUUCACCACCAUUCUACCAGCCCGACAAGGAGGGCAACGGUGGGGGAUCAGGGCCCGACAAGUUUCAGUUUGAGCUCACGUUAGAGGAGGAGGACUCAGAGGGCACGGAAAAAGAUGAACAGAGCCAGGAAGAUGAGGAAGAGGAAGCAGAAGAUGAAGACAUAGCAGACGAAAUGGAAUCAUCCACUACACUCAUCCAGAUAGUUACCGAAGACACCUCACCGGUCGACACAUAGGACCUUGUUGUCCAUCACUAGGUGGAAGCUGUUUUUUCCCUUGCGAGAGUAGCAAUCUUGCAGUUGAUGCUUUUUUAAAUAAAAAAAAAAAGCCCACAUGGGAUGCUUUUAGGCCCUCGUGGGAGGAGGAUGUCUUGCCCUCCUUGCACUUGCGUUUGGAGACGGUUUGGUAGGAGCUCUCAGGAAAUAAAUGCUGCAGACAUUUUGGACCUGAUAGACUGACAGGCGACUUUGAUAAACAUGAAGGAUUGGGGCCAACAUUGACCAUUUGUUCGUAUGUUUACCAGGCAUUGAGGACUAGACACUACUGAGAGGAUUUUCUUUUUUUUUUUUUUUUUACAAACACAGAUUUUUUGUAAAUCUAUAGGUGUGUUAUGGGGUAAAACAUGAACUACUGAAGAACAAGUAUUUGUAAAGAAAGAGAAACUGUUUACUUUUCUGUACCAUUUGUCUAAAGACUGUGUGCCUUUUUGCUAUUGACUUUUUAAUAGUCUUUUAUUUAUUGAACACGUUUUAGUAUAACUGUAUGUUGAGAUGUCUUUGUUUUCUAAAGCAACCAGACAGAACCUGCAGAGUUGUUUUAUAACUAAGAUGGAGAGAGACCUCAGUGUCUUCCUUUGUUUGGCAAUAUAACUUCAUCCAAACAUAUGACAAAUCAUCAGAAAACGAUGAAAUGUUUAUUCUGAUGAAACAGGCACUUUCUGUUUAAUCUGUACAGUUUUGUCAAACUUUUUAACUAUGAGCACAAACUCUGUUUCUUUAAGAAAAUAACUAUACAUCAUAACAUCCACAUUUGGGUAAGAAUUCUUUAUUAGGCAAAUAUAUUGUUGACAAUUGUUGCACAAAAAGCUUUAAAUGCCCUCAGAUGUAAAGACCCUGACCUCCAUUUAUUUAGUUUGAUCUUUAGAUUAUAUUACAAAAAAACAAAUCCAAUUCCAUGUUAAUCAAAUCACAAGGGGUCUCAUAAUUACCUGAGAUCACAGGGGAAGCCAAAGCUAUAUUUGCAUACAAAUGUAGUUGCUUUCAAAUUGUCUUCCUUCAACAAUAUACAUUACUAUUCCUCCCAUAUCACAACCCAUACCUCACCAACACAAGAAAAGAAAAACAGAUUUAGAGCAAUCUAACUAGCAUUUUAACCCUUGACAUUUAUUGGCACAUUGGUACAAGCACAUUUGAGAAAAUGUUCCCUCUACCCUUCUUAGAUUGGGUCACUUUAAAUAAAAGGUUAAAAAAUAAAACAAAUAAUUGGCGUAAAUGGAUUUGAACUCUAUUCUCAUCUCAAACUAUAUAUCGAGAUCUGAUUGUAAGAUAUUGUGAGGGGAAUCUGCAUGUAUCUGCUCCAGAUCUAAAAACUUAAAUAUAUGAACAGAACUUUUGCUAGUACUGCAAUAAUUAUCCUCAGCCGAUUUCAACAUGCCAGUUGAGUAAUGAAUUUCAUGGCAUUGACAUUCAUACUUGUGUCUCAUACAUUUUUUUCGUUUGUGUGUAGUCCAUGCUUUGAGGUACUUUAACUACCUUAUGCUCAAAGUCUCGCCAGUGGAAAAAGUUAAUGGCCAAAGUAGCAUGCAAAAGUAUGUUUGUGCGCACAUAUGUACAUGUCUACACAAAACUGUGUGUGUGUUUGUGUGGGUGCAGGUUUCGGUGGUUUAUGAGGAUAUUGUUUCAGUUAAAAACUGGUAAUUACAUGGGUGAUAUGCUGUAAAUGUGGUUUAUGAGGACAUUUGUAGUGUCCCCAUAAAUCAUAUUGCUAAACGUUGUUUUUUUUUUUUAUGGAAAAAUGCAGAAAGUUUUUUGUCAGGGUUAAAUUUAGGGGUAGGGUUAGGGGAUCGAAUCUAUAGUUCGUAUAGUAUAAAACCAUUAUGUCUAUGGAGAGUCCUCAUAAGGAUAGCCACACCAAUGUGUGUGUGUGUGUGUGUGUGUGUGUCUCUGCUCAAUCACCAGCCCACGCUUUUUAUGACUCCUUACAUUGACGUUGUUUAUAUGCGCUCAAAUCGGUCCUCUGCUGUUUAUAACAGUGUAUUUAUUACCGUUAACUGUACAUAAGAAUGAAUGUUUCUUUGUACAUUUUUUUAUUUAUAUGCACUUGCAUUACCGAACAUUGGUGGUGUUUCUUGUGUAGUGGGCUCUUGGACUGAGCCUGUUUUAUUUAGUAAUAUUGUUUAUGUUUUAAUAUAAUUAAAUAUAUAUUAUAUAUACUAUGUAUGAAUAUAUUGCACAAUUUUCAACUGCCCAGAACAGUAGCCUAUGAGACAUGCAACCCAUUGAUAAUGGGGAGAGUCUGUAGAUAAGACAUAAAUACAUACUGUAGACAUCUGUCAGAUAUUAGAAGCUUUGUAUAUCACUGUUUGGUGUAACAUCGAUAAGUCGAUAUCUCACAAGAUUCUCCACAGAAUGUGGCCCUCAAAUAUAUACAACAUUUUGAAUGGAGAUUGCUAAAAAUGGGUCAGAUGUUUUACACAAAUGCCUGUGAUUACACAUAUUCUGUGUUAAAUUUACAGGGGAGGAAUUGGUCACAAACAUCACAAUCUCUGAACAACAAUGUGAAAUCGAUAUAAUUACGUGAUCUUCUGUAAUUAUUUGUGCUAAUGUGAACUAUUUUUCUAACCUUGUUAGCAGUUUUGAAAUUCAAAUUGUCAGUAUAACUUUGUUAAUCUAUGUUUGAGAUAUUUUGGUCCGAUUGAGUCCAAAAAGGAUUCAACAGAAUUAGUGCUAUCUGCAUGAGGGAUGAGUUUUUAAUCGUCUGGUAAUCCCACAUUGUUGCAGGUGAAUAUUCAAUGUUUCACACAAUGUAUGUUAAUAAUAUUGUAUAUUGUGUUCAAUAAAAUCUGAAGCUACUUUUCUAUAAAGUGAUUAAAGACAAA